CAGGAUAAAAUCACAGACUUAGGAUAUUGAAGUGAUAAAGGUUUCCUGUUUUGGAGGUUAGAUUUUACGAGACAGCCGCUUUAUUAUGAGGACUUAAAAGUCUUACAACAUGCAACUUUACCUGUAUAGUUUAUGCUGGUGAAGGCCAUAUAUUUAUAUGUGUGUGUGUGUGUAAGGAACACUGGCUGCGACCUAAUUUUGUUUUUUUUCCUUCGUCUGCUUUCUAAGGAGGGUAGCUAACGGUUUGGAUUUCCCCCCACUGGAAAUGUAUCCUGACGUGACUCUGUCCAACCAAAAGAGUCAGUGCGCGUGUGAUACGAUUACAGAUUUCCUUUUUUUCCAACCAGAAUUAACCAGUAUGUAGUGAACAAGAAUGAACACUGUCGAAGACGUAUCUAGUUUCCGACAUACUGCUACCUAACUAGCUGUCUGUGUUGUAUGUAACCGUAGACUGGCACACUAUGGGCAAUUCAUCUUCCGAGGAGUGCCCUGUUGUCACUAACUACUACAAUUGUGUUACCCAUCUUUUUAUUUGUUGUACUUGUUACGCCACUCUAGGGGCUUGAGUUACAAGAGACAUUUCACAAGGAUGCACGUCUUUACAGUAGCUGGUUUAAGGCACGAUUGCCUUAGUUCAUUCUCAUCGUUACCACGUUUGAUAUGAAAUAAAUUAUUGUCCAGGAGUUGGGAUUAUUAUGAAGAGAGGAUGACUUCUGUGGUUGAACAUGUUGAACAGGAUUCUGAAGACAAUAUAAGACAUAAAAAACAGUGUCAAUCAAAUCCAAAUAUAGAUGGUGGCUGGGCAUGGAUGAUUGUACUUUCUUCAUUUAUAAUGCAUUUUUUGGCCAUUGGAACACAAAUGGCAAUUGGGAUACUCUAUGUGGAAUGGCUAGAAGAAUUCAACCAGAGUCGAGGCCUGACUGCUUGGAUUGGAUCCCUUACAAUAGGCAUUACAUUGAUUGUAGGGCCUUUCAUUGGUUUUUUCAUCAAUGUAUGUGGAUGCCGUAAGACAGCGAUGAUAGGGGGCAUCGUAACUGCUGCUGGCUGGAUACUGAGUGCCUAUGCCACCAGUAUAUAUUACCUGUACAUAUCAUUUGGAGUAACAGCUGGCAUUGGCAGUGGAAUGUCGUACUUGCCAACAGUGGUCAUGGUGGGUCAUUAUUUUCAGAAGCGCCGAGCACUUGCCCAAGGACUCAGCACAACUGGAUCUGGUUUUGGGACAUUUCUAAUAACCAUUUUACUGAAGUAUCUCUGUAGGAAAUUUGGAUGGAGAGAUACAAUGUUUAUUGUGGGAGCUAUUUGUUUGAACCUUUGUGUGAGUGGAGCUUUACUGAGACCAAUGCCAGUAAGUAAGAUGAAGAAAAGGUGCAGUGGAACCAUCUGGAAAGAAAAUUGCAAUAAUUCCUCCCAGGCAAUGGAUAUUAAUGAAGGAGAAGAAAAACAAAAAACAGAAAGAGAAAACAGCAAGAGCUGCUCAAGCCUAAAUGAAAACAAACAUUUUCUAGUUACAGAACAAAAACAGGAAAAAGGAAAUCAAGAAACAUAUGCAUUUUCUAAUGAAAAUACUGAGCACUUUCAAAUCACUGAAAAUAAAAGAGAAUACAAAAAGGAAAAACAAUACAAAAGGAACAUUUAUCCUCUCAGCCUAUUUAAAGCAGUAGGUCAACUAACAAAUUCCAUUAAAAGGGGAUUUUGGACGUGGCAAUCAAGUUACUUUGGAAGUGCAUCCCUUUUCAAAAACAAGGCCUAUAUGGCAUUUGUUUUCUGGGCUCUAUUUGCAUAUGCAGCCUUUGUUAUUCUCUUUAUUUAUCUCCCAGAAAUAGUGAAGUUAUAUGGUUUGUCAGAGCAGAACGACACUUUUCCAUUAACCUCGAUCAUAGCAAUAAUUCAUAUCUUUGGAAAAAUUAUACUUGGUUUGCUGGGAGACGUUACAUGUAUCAGUGCUUGGAAUGUAUUUUUGUUAGCAAAUUUGACACUGUGUAUUUGCAUUCUUAUUGUGCCAUUAAUGCACUCUUACAUUGGUCUUGCUUUCAUAUGUGCCCUAGUAGGAUUUUCUGGUGGAUAUUUCUCUAUAAUGCCUGUCGUGACAGAAGAUUUGGUUGGGAUUGAUCACCUUGCUAAUGCAUACGGCAUCAUUAUUUGUGCAAAUGGCAUAUCUGCUCUUUGGGGUCCACCAUUUGCAGGUUGGAUAUAUGACAUUUCUCAUAAAUAUGAUUUUUCUUUCUACAUAUGUGGAAUGUUGUACAUGGUGGGAAUAAUUUCUUUACUUCCCUGCCUUCAGUCAAAGAAGAAGAAAACUUCAGAUGACACUCCCGUGGCUCAAGUUUAAAUAUAUUUUGUACUCAGGCAUUUUUUGAACUUGUAUAGGUCUGUGUGGACAUCAUUCCAAAAUGGACAACAUUGCCAGCCUAAAGUAAAAUUCACUCUGGAAAGCAAGGGGGUUUCCAUGACUAAAAGACUUCAGUGGGUGGUAUUAUUUUUUAUAGCUCUAAAGUAAGCCAGUAUUUUAAUUAACAUUUUGUGUCUAUGACUAGAACAAAAAUGAAUAAAUAAAUGAAACUUUAAAUAUCAAAAUAAAAUGGACAGAAAUCAAAGACGCCUAAGUGAAAUAAAGAUAUAUUUGUAUAGUUACAAAUCUGCAAACAUAAAAUUGUAUAUUGUUCAGUUAAAAAAAUGUUUUUCAGAUAUGUGUAUUGUUUUCUAUAAGUUUAUAGGACAGAUAUGAUACCUAAGCAAGAGUUCAUUUGAAGUUGUCUCUUAAGUAUAUUUGUUAGAAAUCUUUCAGUUUUUUAGCUAAUUAUUUGUUUUCAGCCAAGAAAAAUAUUCUGUUAAAGGAUUGUUUCUAUUGUAACUGUGAAUGCUAUAUUACUUAGUCAUCUGUGCCUUCAUGUAUUACUACAUGCCAGAAUGAUCUCUAACCCAUAUUAAUGAAAUCAUCAUAGAAACAUUUUAUAAUUAAUUGAAAUGUAAUGAGGGAACAAUUUUAAAGUCUUUAAAUGUG
Protopterus annectens (West African lungfish) is the source of this 3001-nucleotide messenger RNA. It is a transcript of the gene SLC16A14, whose product is annotated as solute carrier family 16 member 14. The record is from RefSeq and is a predicted model, not a curated record. Bases 707 to 2329 code for a protein of 540 amino acids. Lineage: Eukaryota; Metazoa; Chordata; Ceratodontiformes; Protopteridae. Gene Ontology annotation, molecular function: monocarboxylic acid transmembrane transporter activity. Gene Ontology annotation, biological process: transmembrane transport; monocarboxylic acid transport. The transcript has 5 exons.